Messenger RNA from Tribolium castaneum (red flour beetle), 1487 nucleotides. RefSeq names its product chitinase 4 (gene Cht4). NCBI's taxonomy places the organism in Eukaryota, Metazoa, Arthropoda, Insecta, Coleoptera, Tenebrionidae. Bases 29 to 1456 code for a protein of 475 amino acids. Gene Ontology annotation, biological process: carbohydrate metabolic process; chitin catabolic process. Gene Ontology annotation, cellular component: extracellular region. The transcript is spliced from 7 exons. Gene Ontology annotation, molecular function: chitinase activity; chitin binding. The record is from RefSeq and is marked provisional.
CGUGAAGUCGCAGGGUUUUAUUUUCAAAAUGAUGCUUAAAGGCCUCGCCCUCCUCAGCAUCCUUGGAAUUGUCUCAGCUGCGACCAAUAAAGUGGUCUGUUAUCACGGAAUAUGGUCCACUUAUCGGCUCAACAACGGCAAAUUCACAGUCGAAGACAUCGAUCCAACUCUUUGCACCCAUUUAAUUUACUCUUUUGUUGGAUUAGGAGACGAUAGUCGGAUUAAACACCUUGAACCGAAUCUGGACGUCAAUCAAGGCAAUUUAAAAAAAUUCAAUGCUUUGAAAUUGAAAAACCCAAAUUUGAAAACUUUGGUUGCGAUUGGUGGCUGGAAUGAAGGAUCUGUAAACUACUCCAAAAUGGCGGCGAGUUCCAGUUUAAGAGCCGUCUUCAUCAAGAGUGUGGUGGAGUUUGUCAAGACAUGGGGGUUUGACGGGUUUGACCUUGACUGGGAGUAUCCAGGGCAACGGGGCGGAGCUUAUAAUGAUAAAAGCAAUUAUGUCACUCUGAUCAAGGAAAUGCGCAAGGAAUUUGACAAAAAUGGGUUGAUUUUAACCGCCGCUGUGGCCGCCGCCAGCGGUUCCGUUGACAUUUCCUAUGACGUCCCCGCUUUGUCUAAAUAUCUGGAUAUUAUCAAUGUUAUGGCUUAUGACCUGAGAGGGUCGUGGGAUGGGGUUACGGGUCACCAUUCCGGGUUGUACCCAUCGGCGGUGGACACCACCACCAACCAGAAACUGUUGACAGUGGAUGCCGCCAUCCGGGGGUGGAUUCAAAGGGGGGCUGAUCCGCAAAAAAUCGCUUUAGGGUUGCCUGUUUACGGCAAAACAUUCACACUUUCGAGUGCGAGUAAUGCGAAACUGGGGGCUCCGGUCAAGGGGGCUGGGAAUUCGGGGAAGUACACGGGGGAGGCGGGAAUGUUGGGAUACAAUGAGAUCGUCGAGUUGCAGAAAGAGGGUGGAUGGAAGGUUGUGUGGGACGACACCCAGAAAAACACCCAUAUGUAUAAAGGGGACCAAUGGGUUGCAUUUGACAGUCCGAAAGCAAUUUCUAACAAAGUCGAGUAUGCCAAGUCCUUGAAUCUAGGAGGUGUGAUGAUUUGGUCCAUUGAAACCGACGACUUUAGAGGCGUCAGUGGUACCAAGUACCCCAUCCUCAAGGCCAUACACCAAACACUUGGAGGUUCUAGCAAUGAAAUUGUGGAACCUGUUCCCCAACCCGUCGAAGAAGUGACCCAGAAACCAUCCUCGACCAAAGCACCAGCACCCCCAUCUCGCGAUUUGACUACAACUCUUUGUACUAAAGCUGGUUAUGUCCGAGAUCCAGAUGAUUGUUCCAUCUUUUACUAUUGUUUGGCUUACAAUGGAGGUUUUGUUCCUUUGGAACAGAGAUGUAACGCCGGGUUGGUGUUUGAUGAGGAAAAAUUGUGGUGUGAUUAUCCCGAAGUUGUAAAGUGUUGAAUGAUUUUGGUGAAAUAAAUUCAAAAUUGCA